Molecule: messenger RNA, 2247 nt
Organism: Saccoglossus kowalevskii
Lineage: Eukaryota; Metazoa; Hemichordata; Enteropneusta; Harrimaniidae
Biological process (GO): protein import into nucleus; RNA export from nucleus
Cellular component (GO): nuclear pore
Molecular function (GO): structural constituent of nuclear pore
Source: RefSeq, a predicted model, not a curated record
UGGUCAAAAUGGUAAUGAUAAAGCAAAUACGAAAGACUCUACUAAAACAGAAUUUAAAUUUGGUGCUAACAAUGUUGGUUUUGAUAAGUACAAAGUCAGCGCUGAGGUGUGGGAAUGUGAUACGUGCAUGGUUCAGAACAAAACAACUGAUCAUAAAUGUGUGGCAUGUCAAGCACCUAAACCAGGCACUCAACCCACACUCAGUAGUCCACCAAAAGCUCCAGUCACUACACCCUUAGCUGGGUUAGCUACAAAGAUUGCAAAGGCUUCAGAAACAAAAUCUGAUGCACCUUCAGACAGCUCCAAAUUGUUGGGUUUUAAACAGUCAGACAUUGCAAAGCCAAGCAUUACACUAGGAACUGUCACUGGCAAAGAUUCUGUUGCGAAACCAGGAAGUGAUACCUUUAAAUCAUCAUUUACGUCACAAAAAACUGAGCCUAUUCCAGCUGUAACUACUUUUGCCUUUGGGGUACAGAAGACCAAUGAAUCAACUGGUUUCAGCUUUGCCCAUAAUGUGUCAGGAAGCAAGUCUCAAGACAAAAAGCUUGAUGUGGGCGGGGCUGUUGAUGUGAAAGUUGGCAAGGUGGAAACUAGAGGAUUCAAAUUUGAUGCCGGUGCUGCAACAAGUAAACAGUCUGUGGCUCCUGCAGUCAACUUUGGUGUUGUACCUCCUCAGUCUGGCAGUGUAUCUGUGGCUCCUGCAGUCAACUUUGGUGUUGUACCUCCUCAGUCUGGCAGUGUAUCUGUGGCUGGGCAAAAUAUCAAAAAGGAAGAAACUCCUGCAAGUCACGAAGUAAAACCAGCGUUUGGUUUCGGCAAACCACUCCCAUCUGGUGUUAAUAGCAAAGUCAAUGAUGCUCCUCCAAAUGUUACAAUUACGCCAUCAGCUGGGUUUGUAUUCAAUGCUGGUAGUACACAGAGUAACCAAACUGCAGUACAGCCCAUUGCUACUGGUGCUGGUGGAUUUAACUUCACAGCCGUUAAGACUGAACACAAGAAUAAAUCUGAUGCUGUUCCUAAGGUAGCCAACAUGUUUGGUGCGCCAUCAGGAGAGAGUACAGCUGCAGGAUUUCAAGCUACCACCACUUCUAGCAGUAUCGUACCAAGCAGUCAGAAAAGCACCUCAUCACCAUUUGUAUUUGGUGGCAAUAACACAUCAACCACCAAUUCAACUACAACCAAUGCUUCCACACCGAAUGCCAGUGGUGCGGGUUUCUCUUUCAAUUCAGCUCCAACGGGGGGUUUCAAUGCAACUCAAUUAAGUAUGUUCACAGGUGCUUCUGCAAAUACCAACAAACCAGCAGUGUCUUUUGCCGCAACAGGAGCAUUAAAAACCGGGUCCCCUGCUCUUGGAAAUUCUACAUCAGGAUUUGGCUCCACCUCUGGUAACUUCAGCUUUGGUGCAGGCGCUACUCAGCAAUCCACGGAUGUCAGUGCUACCUCAGUAUUUCCUUCUGCUACACCAUUUGGACAACAAUCUGCCAACAGUGGUGCCUUGCCAGCAUUUGGGGCAGGUAGUGCCCCUGCGUUUGGAGCUGGUACAACCACUGGGUUUGGUUCUUCUGCUGGUGCAAGUACAUUUGCCAAUACUAACAAUACGUCUGUUAGCACACCAACCCAGCAAUCAGCAACUCCAGCACCGUUCGGUGGUAUUUCCUCUGGAACCCCUCCAGUAAACAUGUUUGGUGCCGGGGCUUUUAAUGCUGCUGGUUCACAACAAAACACGUCUGCAGCCUCUGCUGGUGGAUUUGCAUUUCAACCCAAUCCUAGUGGAGGAUUUGGCACCCUUGGUGGUGCUGCUGCUGCUGGUACUGGUGUAUUUCAGUUCGGUGGAACCAAUGACUCAGCUGCCCCACAGCAAGCACCAAGCACGUUCUCUACUCCCGGAGGUUCUACGGGUAACCAGGCAUUCAAUUUCACUGCUGCAGGAAGUUCACCAGCACCCUUCAAUUUCGGUGCCAACCCUGCUGCUCCAAGCAAUAUGUUCAGUGCAUCGGGGACACCGGGUGCCAGGAAAAUAAAAAGACCUGUUCGGAGAAGAAAAUAGCAUCUUGAUGUGACAAGAGAUUGUGUGAGACUGUUCUGAUGUACAUAAACAUAACUGCCAUGUGAACAAUGUACUAUAUGAAGAUUACCACCCCUCAUUGCCUCUCCUCCCGUUUUCUUAACCACCCAAAACUUGCUACAUUCUAUUAUUAAGAGGAAUUGAAACCAAGAAUAAAAUGUCACAAUAUAUUUAUUACUGAA